Molecule: messenger RNA, 300 nt
Organism: Symbiodinium natans
Lineage: Eukaryota; Dinophyceae; Suessiales; Symbiodiniaceae
Source: the annotation of a GenBank genome assembly
AUGGCCAUAGGUCAAGGUUUCGAAGACAGACAUGAGGUCCCCUGGGCAUUGCUUCACGGCGCCGCUGCAGCUGCCGACACCCGUCGAGCUGUUGAGUCGGCUGAGGGUGAAAAGUGGAACAUGUCCGAGCAUCGAAGAGCAUCGAGGAGCCUGCAAGGCAACUCCAAGAGUGAUGGCACGCAAACGUGGCGCUGUGCCCUGUUUGGCCUCCAAAUGGUUCCAGUCACGAAAGCUCCCCUGAGAGAGUGUCGUUCAAUACAAGGGCUUCUGGGGCGAAGUUUUGGGGUGUCGGGGGGUUGA